This is a messenger RNA of Choloepus didactylus (southern two-toed sloth), 4353 nucleotides long. RefSeq names its product transmembrane protein 215 (gene TMEM215). The record is from RefSeq and is a predicted model, not a curated record. The coding region runs from base 267 to 971 and encodes 234 amino acids. The transcript is spliced from 2 exons. NCBI's taxonomy places the organism in Eukaryota, Metazoa, Chordata, Mammalia, Pilosa, Megalonychidae.
GGGCUUCCAGAACCCUGGGGACCGACGGGCGCUGCUGGAAAAGACACGCUCCCGCGUCCCACCUUCUGGAUGCAGAUUCAGUGGGAAAAGCCAGGCUCUCCUCCCAGAAACAAGGAAGCCAGCCGUGAGGGCAGCUGCUGUGGAGGUGUCUAAGGAGAUUCAGACGGACUUCCUUCCCUGCUCCUCGGGAAGCGUCAGGAAACCUCAGAAGAGAGGAGCACUGCUCCCUGGUCGGCAAGCAGCUCCCAACCCGGACGGCAUGAAAGAUGCGGCCUGAUGACAUUAACCCGAGGACUGGGCUGGUGGUGGCCCUGGUCAGUGUUUUCCUGGUCUUCGGCUUCAUGUUCACUGUCUCUGGGAUGAAAGGGGAGACUCUGGGAAACAUUCCCCUUCUGGCCAUCGGGCCAGCCAUCUGCCUACCGGGCAUCGCAGCCAUUGCUCUGGCCAGGAAGACUGAGGGAUGCACCAAGUGGCCCGACAAUGAGCUACUCUGGGUGCGCAAACUGCCCUGCUUCCGGAAGCCCAAGGACAAGGAGGUGGUGGAACUGCUGAGGACCCCUUCAGACCUGGAGUCUGGCAAGGGGAGCUCAGAUGAGCUGGCUAAGAAGGCGAGCCUUAGGGGGAAGCCUCCCCCGCAGGGGCAGAGUGAGGUGCCUGCUGCCAGCUCCAUCACCACACCCACACCCACAGAGGAAGGAGAAUGCCAGAGCCUGAUUCCAAGCGGACAUCAGGAGACGUCCAGAUACCUGGACGGCUACUGUCCCUCAGGCAGUUCCCUCGCCUACAGUGCCUUGGACGCCAAGUGCUCAGCCUGGGACAGGUCUGAGUGCCCUGAGCCUGAGGACAGCAUCUUCUUUGUGCCCCAGGACAGUAUCAUCGUUUGCUCCUACAAGCAGAACAGCCCCUAUGACAAAUACUGUUGUUACAUCAAUCAGAGCCAAGGCAGGUGGGACCACGAGACGAUAGUCUAAACUUUGCAUACAAGGGCUGCUGUGUUGAUGGUAACAUGACUACACCCAGCUCCCAGUGGAGGAAACCUGUCCUGCUCCAACAGUCUUCACACUGUUAGAAAUUGACCUGGUAUGUGAUGGGUGUGCAAACCUCUGGUGCUUGAAAGCUGUGUAAAUAGGCAUGUUGGGUUCACAAUGUAGGGAAGGAUGAUGAGGGUCAAGAUCACUGUAAGAGGCAGUGGGUAGGAAAGGGAGCAGGAGUUCCAACUGCUUUUUAACAUUUUAAACAAUGUUAAAUGUUUUGUAAAAUAAUCCCCAAGUGCUACCCAGCACCUGCUGAAAGCAAGGUAAUGCUAGAGUGGACUGCAGAUACUGGAAAUCAAAUGAUACAUGGGCUAUCCAUAGGGAAACUGAGCUGCUUUAAUGUCUGAAGAAGUCGAAAGAGAAGUUAAUUUAAUGUUCCAUCAUAUAAAUUAUUUUUGUCUGAUGAAAAGCUUUUCACACUUGGUAUUUGGUAAGAGAGAAAAGAAGCAAGACAGAAUAAUUACAUUCCUUCUUAGGUGGGAUGACUUUCGGAGAGAGGGAGCGUUAAAGACAGUUGAAUUAUGUAAUUGAGUUUUGUAGGAUUCUCCUCUAACAAGAUUGGGGACUUCAAAUGACAGAAAAUAAAAUGUGACCAGCUAUAUGAAAAAUUAACACUUUUAGAUGGCUAUUUACUUCUUAAACUCUUCAUUUAAAUUGAUACUGGGUCUUUACCUGAAGAGUUUUUUUUUAACAUUUACUAUCAUUAAUGUAUUAUUUCCUCAUAAAGAACAAAAUGACUUGAAAUAUUUUAAAGAACUAGAAUUUGUUUUAAUUAAGUCAAAAUGUAUUUUAAUUACAUACAAGUGUCUGAUAUUUCUGGGAGAUAUGUGUUGGUAAUUAUUAUUCUUACAUGCUUUUUUCAAAUCAAAGUCUAUAAAGUCAGUACAAUAGUCCUGGACUCCAUGCUGAAUUUGCAUGAAAUGCAAUGGUUAAGCCUUUGGAAGCAUCACCAUUUGUCAUUAUUUGUACACUGUUCGACACUCCCACAGACUGUAAAUGCCUCUGAAACAAAAGUUAAUGUACUAGAUUUAACUAAAGCCCAGAUUAUAUUACACUCAUCUAAUUAGUGAACAGUGCAUGACAAAGGUCUGCUUUAUUUCAUAUUUAUUUUUUGCUGCUGAAGAAAAAAAGCAAAGUGGGGAUGUAAAAUGUAUUUCCUAUUUCACUUGCUUAACUAUGAUAGACAAGAAGGGCAAUAAGCCAGAAUACCGUUUGAUCCAUGUUAAAAAGAAAUAUUGAAUUAUAUAUAGAAAUAGUGGUAGAUUGCAUCUUAAAGAUAAGGAUAAUUUUGCAUCUUUCAAUGAAAGAUUAUUUUAAAAGAUCAGAUAGUUUCAACCCUUUCUCUCAAAAGGGGAAUUGAGGGCAAAAAUUUUGAAUAUACUUCUUUUAUAUAUGUCAGGGCCAACUCUGCAAUCCUUUCUUUAGGAAUGCAAGGGUAUUGUUUAAGAAACAUGUCCUUUAAAAGUCACACUUUACAAAUCAAGUUCUAAACAGUGUAAUUUUCCUUAGUAGGGCUUAAAUGUCAAAAAAUGUUAUGUGUGAUCCUGGGAGAAUUUCAGCUUCCUACAUUAUGAAAUUGGGGGAGGGAGUCUCCUUUGCACUGCAUUAUUUCUAUCAUUCAUUCCCAGUUUGAAUAUUCUGUGAUAGUAUGUCAAAGAUGCUUUAAAUAUUGCCAAAAAAUGAGUUAUAGCGAAAUGCAUGCCAAAGUUAUAAAAUUCACAAUAACAAUUAUAGGGCAUGGAUUGAAUUGCUACUACUCAAAAGAAUUUUGCUGCUGAUUUGUUUUAUUACCAAAUAUUAUUUAUUACAAAAUACAUUUCUGGGAAUAACAUCAAGAUGUUAGGAGUAUAAUGGUUUUGAGGAAUAAAUUUUAAAUAUUGGCAUAGCCCAAAGUUAUCUAAUACACAACCUUGCAUUAAAUGUAAUUUAUUUUGGAUUUGGGGCAGGAGGAAGAAUAGUUUCCUGAAAUCACAAUGCCUUUUAAUAUUCUAAUGAAUUUUGAAAGAAGGAAAUUGUAUUUCCGUGAAGAUGAAAAUUAUUGGAUAACUCUUAGGAAUAAAAAUUUUUCUCUUAGAUGAUUGCCAUGUGGAAAUCCUUAGAGGUGACGAGACAGUGAGACAUCAGAGAGAGAUGUUCAGAGGCUCAUCAAAUCUGAUAUAGGAUAGGAAAAGAGAUGCUCAUAGUCUCAGGUAUGAUUUGGGAUUUGGAAAGGUUAGCUUCUGAUUUCUUGAAAGCAAUUCAAAUAACACAUAUAACACAGACACUCACACAUAUGCACAACCUCCAAUUUCCAAAUCCAGGGUCAAGUACUAGUUUAGGGAUAUAAGGUGUUUUAUCACAUUCAGGGCAAAGCAGUUGUUCUUUUGAACAAAGGUAGAAGUGAAGGAAAACAAGGAGAAAAACAUAUCUAAGCCCCUUAGAGGAAAACAGAGCAGCUCAUUCCAAUGAAAACGUUAACAAAUUGUUAAUAUUAACAUAAUAGACAUGAGGAUAUGUUCCCAUUAGUCUUUAAGAGCUUCCAGGCAGAUGUAAAUUUAAGUAGUCAUCAGUUUCCUUUAUUUUGCUAUUAAUCCAAAUAGUAAUUUCAAUUUAAUUUUAAAUAGGUAUUUUAUUUUUGAAAUUUUCUCUAUUGAAUAUCUUUUGCUCUGUAUUCCUACUUAUUAUGCACAUGGAUUCUUUUUCAAACUGUUUCUUGAUUCCAAAGUAUGAAUUCAUCCAAGAUUCCCAAGCUGAAGCAUAUUUAGGCAACUGUUUCAAGAUUUAAUUCCUCCUGCAAUUAUUAUGGCAAACAAAAUCCAGAUAUAGUUAAGUCAGGCUCUCUUCCAAACUCCACUAGCCAGUUACUUUGAAAAUAGUUUCAGUACUAUCAGUCUUAACAUCCAGUGAACUAGCAAAUAAUGGCAAAUGUAGGAAAGGUUUAUUCUUUUAAAUCUUUUUCCCUUUUGUAAGAACCAACCUCUACUUAUUUAUUUAUUAAUAUCUCCUCUCUGCACCCAUAGCAUCAUUUAUUUGGUGAAUUCACAGUUAUUAUUAUUUUAUUACAUUAAAGAAAAUAUUUUUGAAAAUCUACAAUCUCACCAUCUUGACUGAACUAUUUCCAUUUUAGCAUAUUAUCUUCCAGGCUUCUCCACAUGCAUAUGUGGCUUACAUAUUGUGAUCAUGUGUUUUUCUGAUCUCUUUUAAUUUUAUCUUACGUAUGCUUUCAUGUUUUAGGCAGUAUUCCUAAUUGUCAUUAAAGAAUUAUGUAAUAUGCCAUCUUGGUGAUGUGCCGUAAUUUAUCAUGCCAUUCCUUAUUGCAGGCCAGGUAUUGAGUUUUAUG